Molecule: messenger RNA, 5267 nt
Organism: Phlebotomus argentipes
Lineage: Eukaryota; Metazoa; Arthropoda; Insecta; Diptera; Psychodidae
Product: nascent polypeptide-associated complex subunit alpha, muscle-specific form-like
Exons: 6
Coding region: 88-5262 (1724 amino acids)
Source: RefSeq, a predicted model, not a curated record
CAACUCUAUAGUUUCAAAGAGGCGAGAACAAAAAUGGUGGUGUUUAGUGCUUGAAGUUUUGUUCCGUGUCACUGAAAUUGCACCAAAAUGUGCGAACAAACCAACGCGUAUGAUGACGGAGACAUUGUGUGGGUGAAAUUGAGUAAUUGCUGGUGGCCGGGAGAAGUGUGCGAAGAGGCUCGGCUGCCCGCUGACUUGGUGGACUCGCUGAAGAAAAAACCCUUUGCUGUUGUGAAGUUCUUCCAGGAAGAUUCCUACGAAUACGUGAAGAACAUCAACAACAUCUUCAAGUACCAAUGCAGCCGGAAGGGCGAGUUUGUCCGGAAAGGACUGGAUCUGCACAAAUCCAAUCGCAAGUACAUGGAAAAGUUUCCAGCCGAUGUGACGACAGCAGAGAAAUUGACAGGUGGUGACUUGGAGAUCGUGAAGAAGAUGCAAACUUCCCCGCAAAAGAGUUCCACGUCUGCUUGGUCGGACGUGUUCUCCGAUGGAAAGGCGAAGAAGGGCAAGAAGACGCCCGUACUGAGUCCCAACAUUAGAGGGCGUAAGGUCACAAAGUCCCCGAAGAAGAGCAUCACUCCCGUGGCAAAGACCUUUCUGGGCAAGACGCGCGAGCAUGAAGUCCGCUUCCUGGGCGCCUCCACAUCGGCGACGAAGGCCAGCCCGGAAGCCAGCAGCAGCGGCCUCUACAAGUGCCACGCCUGUCCCUUCUCCUGCAACCGGAUAAACGUAAUUGUGCUGCACUCGAAAACGCACACCAACGAGACGGCGGUUGCACAAGCAAAGUCAUCGUCCAAGCCGAAGCCCAUUCCCAAAGCUCUCUCCACGCCAGAGCUCGUGUCUGACGAUGAAGCUUCCAAGGGGGUCCAGAAGAAGCCAAACACGCGAACGCCGGUCGUGAAACCGCCAAAGAAGCGUGGGAAGCGCAAACUCUCUGAGACAGUUGAGGAGAGCCCCACGAAGCCGGAGCGACAGGAGACAAAGCAGGCUGAAGUGAAGCAACCAAUGAAGAAGCGGAAGACAGACUUGGAGUGGAAGAAUGAGUUGUUGGCUGACUGGAGCGAAGAUGAGGAACCCGAGGAGUCAUCAGAGAGCAACUUGUCUCAGGCAAAAGAGGUGGAGGAUUCAAAAGAGGAGAAGAUCGAAAAUCCACCGGAUGCCAUUCAAGUGAACACUGUGCCAGUCGUGGAGCAGAAGAAGGAGGAAGUGAAGACGCCGAUAAAGUACAGAAAUAUUCCCAAGAAAGACAGGAGGGACAUUGUCUUGGAGAGUGGAGAAUUGAUGGAAGUCAACAGGCCGAGUAUCUCAGUUCCUGCAAUUAUUCCGGAUCCAGUGCCUCAGAAGCCGAAGGAGGACGUGAAGACGCCUGCUCCAGAAGUGGAGGUGGUUGCCGACACCUCAAAGAGGCGAUCUUCGAGGCGAAAGGCAAAAGUGUCCAUCACAUCAGACGAGGAGGGAAAGCUAGCGGCGGAGAACCAAGUUGCCUCAUCGAAGGAGAAUGAUAAAGAGCCAUUAGUCAGCGAUACGGAGAACAAUUCGCUGCAGAGUCCGCCGAAAUCAAUCUCUUGUUUUGAUUUUCAAGAAGAGGAGGACGAUAUGAUCGUUGAUUCGAUAUCCAAACAUCGGCAGAAGAAGUUGAACGCUGGUGAGCUGAGCGGCAGUGGGAAAAAGACGCGAGAACCUUCGCGAGAGGUUGAUGAGGCGCAAGAUGAGAAGCUCAACUCAGACAUCGAGAGCCUGCUGAAGGCUACUAUUAUUCCACAAAUUCCAGACACUCCCGCGACACCGAAGACGAAGGAAGGUGGUGAGCUGUCCAGGGAGAUUGCGUUGCCGCCAAAGGAGAGAGGAAAGAGGAUUUUCAAGUCGAAGAAUCGGAGCAAGUCCAAUUCUCUGGAAGUGGAGGAAGAGAAGAGGUCUUCUACGGAUGAAAGGCAGGUGAAAGGUGGAGUGUCGCCGACAAAAGAGCCCACGGAGUCUGAUCUGCAAAUUGCCCAGACGCUGAUCAAUUUACCAGAUCACACGCCGCCACUUAAUCCGCAGAAUGACACUGUUGAUGGUGGGAAUUCAAGGAAGAAAGAUUUUGUCUUCAGUGACUGCAAGGAGACGAAUGCAGCGGAAGUUCUCAUGAAUUUGGGUAAUUUCACGGAGACUCGCUCGAAAGAUAAGCAAAAGUCGCAGGAUGAGGAGAAAUUGUCGACGUCCAAGAAUGCCAAUCAAUUCACUGCACAAACAAUUGGUGGGAAGAAGAUAAAGCUCCCAGACAAUAUAACGGUGACCAAAGUGGUGAAGCCUUCGCAAUCCUCUCCGAAUCACACAAAGAACCUGAUUGAGUAUGAAACACUGCCGACAACUGAGGACAAGUCGAGUGAGUUGAAGUUGAAGUUGAAGAAAGUAAUACCGAAGAAACGCAAGCCAAAUAUCGAUGGGACGGAGGAGAUAAUCGUGGAGAGGGUUCAGGUGAAGGAGCCCAAAGUAGUCACGGUGCCUCUUCCGCCAACGUCUCCAAAGAAGAUCAUCAAGAUAAAGUCACAGAUGAAGUCUCCGGCCACUGAACUCGAGAGCAAUGUUUUUGAUAUUUCAAAUAUGCCAAUUGUCCUCACGGAUGAGCCUCUGCCCGCGGAGGGAAUCGAGAGUUACUCCAUCAUCAUGGCAGAGUCAAAAGCGUCGAAAAGCACAUCGGCGACCAGCAAUGGGCGCGAACAGAUCAAAAUUCACUCGAAGAUGCCGAAGACGGAGGAGAUUGUCAUCGGCAAACCGACAAUUGUGAAGAGAGUGAAGCUCCUGGGCAGUCAGAAGGAACGAGGCAGCAGUCCUGAGUCCGGCAAUCAGGCCCUGCAGAAGCUCACCACAGAGCGAAGACUGGUGAAAUUGCCACCGAAGAAGGUGAAGGACUCUGGCUUGGAUGGCAUCACGGCGGAGGCAAAAUUGUCGCCCACGAGCAUUAGUGCAGGCAAUUCGGUAGUGCUGAAUGUGGGUCAGAACAAAGUGUCAGGACAACCGCUGUCGCCCACAAAGAUUUUCUACCCUCGCGACAAUCGCAGCACACUCGUGUCCUCGCCAUCGGACAUCAGCACCUCAAUUGUAAUAUCAAAAUCUCAGGUGAUUCAAGCCAAGUCAGGCGGUCAGAUAGUCAUUACCAGCAAGGGCAAGGUGAUUACGAAGCAGAGUGAUCUCAUCACCACGAGCACUUCGCUGUCGGGAGCGACGGAGGUGUCGUCCUCCAAGGCGAAUGAGGGCGCCAAGGUGGCGACAGCGAGUGUUCCGAAGUUGGCGAUAAAGUCGCCUGCGAAAAUUCACGUUCAAUCCCAACAAAUACUCUACAGACCACCGAAGGAUGUGGACAAGGCCAUAGCGCAGACGGUGUACAUUCAGCAGCCGGGCGAGGUGCCGGUGGAGUCGAGUAAGGGGGUGGAAUCUCAGAAGAAGGUCCUGAGGCGAAUCAAGAGGCCCAGGCGACUGGAGAUACUUGACAGCGCCAGUCAUUCGAGUACAAAUACUCAAAAGUCACCACAGCAGACGAUUGUGAUGCAUGAAGUGCCACCCUUGGCACCCAUCAGCAGUGAGUCACUGGCCAGCAACUGCGUGAAGAAGAUUGUGUCGACGACGACGGCGAAAGAGGAUGGAGAAUCUGAAAUGCGACUGAAGAGCAGCACUCCUGGAUCGUCUGUUAAAACUGCCAAUCAAACGGAGAAGAUCAUUCUUGAGGGAACGAGUGUGAAGAAGGGAACAGCCAGUCCGGAGGGGACGCGAAAUGUGUCAGCCAAGGGCAAGUCCGAGACUGUGACCUUAAGCGACAGUUCCAGCACUGCUAAUGCCGAGAGCGCAUCGAAUAUUCAGGACAGUCAGCUCCUGGCGAUUCCUGGGGAGUCAUUUGGAGGGCCCGCCAAUUCCUUCUUCCUUUGCACACUAGACAAUGGCACAUUCACGCCGAUCGACAAUCAACCGCUCUACCUGGACGCGUCCAAUCAGCUUGUUCCACAGCCACCGGAAACUGCCGCGACGUCUGGCGAGAGCGAUGCCGAGCAGCAGGGACACGAUGCCAUAAUUGAGAUGCCGGAGAGUGAGCAAGUGGUUGUGGAGGGAGAUCAAGUGGCAGCCGAUGGUGAUGCCAAAUAUGUGCUGAACACGGGAAGUGGCCAGCAAAUCCUCUUGGAUCAGCAGAGCUUGUUGGCUAUCGCGGCGGGAGAUGUGCCUCGCCUGGUGACGCCGGAGGGUCAGGAGUUGAUCCUUCAGGGGUCAACGCAGGACAUUUUGUCGUCAAUCACGCUCAAUCAGACAGAAUUGGGGAUUUUGACUGAUGGCCAGCAGAUAAUUGUGCCGGAAGCCAUGGCCAAUUCGCCGAAUCAGGACAUCCUAGCAGCUGCCUUGGCGGGAACGGAGGUGUUCCCGCAGGACAACCUGAUUGCCGAGGUGCCACAAAUUCCAGCGGCUAAUCCCGCUCAAGUGUCGGAGACAAAUGCAGUUUUGACUCAACCGCCGAUCAUGUCGACACUGGAAGUGCCCACAAAGACGGAGAAUAUAGCGCCCAAUGUGGCUCUGGACGCUGGAUUUCCGGCACAAAAUCUGGACGACAGUCUGGCGGUGAUUGGAGUGACUGGACACCAGACGAAUGUGCCCACUUCACUGGAGUUGCCCAUCACAGUGACGAAUCCCGCGAUUGCACCCAAAACAACGACUUCAUCCAUUGGUCUGACCUCGAUCUACCUCCCUCCUGUGUCAAACUCUGCAUCACAAAUAUCGCCGUCGAUCCCGAUCGUGGAGGAGAUCUUCUCAGGUACGAGUAAUGUGCUGGAAUUGUACUCGACAGCCGAUGAUGAGGCAGUUCCGGCAAAGAGUGAGAUGGCAGCCGAAGUGGAAGUGGAGACAGCGGAGAAGGACGCUUUGGAUGACAUAAUAGAGGAGACAACGGUGGGGAGUGAGAAUGCUGGUGAAGUAGAUUCCAUCAAUGGCAACGACAUUGUGCCCGUGACGCCUGAAUCCAUCACAAAUCAUGACACAAACACGCCAGAAAUGCACUUCAACGAUGAGGAUGGGAACAGCUCACAUUCGAGCGAAAUUCCCAUCCAACCGGAUCUGAUUCUGCGUCCGGAGGACUUCACGCCAUCACAGGAGGAUGCGAGUGAGACUGCGGUGGAUAGCAAUGCCUCCGGUAGCGACGUGCCGAAUCUCACUGAGAAUCUGACGGCAAACACUGCGACAGAUGAGGAGCCCGUGAGUGAAAGUGCAGCUCUGGAGGAGAGUGCGAGUGCGGAUGCGAGCUAAUGGAA